Messenger RNA from Hordeum vulgare subsp. vulgare (domesticated barley), 1573 nucleotides. RefSeq names its product probable glycosyltransferase At5g03795. The transcript is spliced from 4 exons. The record is from RefSeq and is a predicted model, not a curated record. NCBI's taxonomy places the organism in Eukaryota, Viridiplantae, Streptophyta, Magnoliopsida, Poales, Poaceae. Bases 58 to 1464 code for a protein of 468 amino acids. Gene Ontology annotation, molecular function: glycosyltransferase activity.
GCCGCGGCGCAUUCUCCCGCCUCGUCGCGAGGUCGGCGUCCCCGCUACCACGGCGCGAUGAUAUCCGCCUCCUGCUGUCGUGCCGCGGCAAUCGCCACCCUCCUCGCCGCCGCCGCCGCCACCGCGUUCCUCACAUUCUCGCUGCCAUCGUCCCCCAGCGUGUCCACCACCAAGUACACGGAAGAAUUGUCCAUCGCGAGCUCGACACCGCCGCCACAUCCAACAUUAGCUACGGUGUCACCUCCCCCGGCGCCUGCAAAACCAGCUACGUCCACGGCGAGGCCCCGAAAACGAGAGCCGUCGUAUUGGAGGAUGGCGCCCGAGGAGGCGCUGAGGAACGCCAAGAAGGAGAUAAUGGCCGCCGAGCCUGUCGUCGCCGACCCCGACCUGUACGCGCCUCUCUUCAAGAACGUCUCCCAGUUCAAGAGGAGCUACCAACUGAUGGAACGGAUACUCAAAGUUUACAUUUACCAGGACGGUCGGCGGCCCAUCUUCCACACCCCUCCCCUCAGCGGCAUCUACGCGUCCGAGGGCUGGUUCAUGAAGCUCCUCAAGGAGAGCCGGCGGUUCGUCGUCGCCGACGCCGCCAAGGCGCACCUCUUCUACCUGCCCUACAGCUCGCAGCACCUCAGGCUCUCGCUCUACGUGCCGGACUCGCAUAACCUGCGCCCACUGGCCGUCUACCUCAGAGAUUUCGUCAAGGGCCUCGCCGCCAAGUACCCCUUCUGGAACCGCACCAGAGGUGCUGAUCAUUUCCUCGUAGCCUGCCACGAUUGGGGACCUUACACGACCACGGCGCACCGCGACCUCUCCAAGAACAGCAUCAAGGCGCUGUGCAAUGCCGAUAGCUCGGAGGGGAUCUUCACGCCCGGGAAGGACGUGUCUCUCCCGGAGACGACCAUCAGGACGCCCAAGCGGCCCCUCCGGUACGUCGGCGGGCUUCCCGUCUCCCGGCGGCGCAUCCUCGCCUUCUUCGCCGGCAACGUGCACGGCAGGGUCAGGCCAGUCCUCCUCCAGCACUGGGGCAAGGGGCAGGACGACGACAUGAGGGUGUACGCGCUCCUGCCCGGCAGGGUGUCCAGGACGAUGAACUACAUCCAGCACAUGAAGAACAGCAAGUUCUGCCUGUGCCCCAUGGGGUACGAGGUGAACAGCCCCAGGAUCGUGGAGGCCCUGUACUACGAGUGCGUGCCGGUGAUCAUCGCCGACAACUUCGUGCUCCCCUUCAGCGACGUGCUCGACUGGAGCGCCUUCUCGGUGGUGGUCGCGGAGAAGGACAUACCGGAGCUCAAGAGGAUACUCCAGGGGAUCUCGCUCCGGAGGUACGUGGCCAUGCACGACUGCGUCAAGCGGCUGCAAAGGCACUUCUUGUGGCACGACAGGCCCCUCCGGUAUGAUCUAUUCCACAUGAUACUGCACUCCAUUUGGCUCAGCAGAGUGAACCAUGUUGAACUUCAGGACUGAAAAAAAUAUCAUAUACAUGUAUUUGUAUGACACUGAAGUUCUACAUGUAAGAAUGUUCGGGAAGGACAAUGGUGCAUGCAAGUUGUUUAGUACAACCUCCGUCUUGAAU